AUGCUUAUUGCAUCGAUACUAUUUUGCUAUAUUCCGUAUCGUCGUUUAGCCGUUAUUAAAAAGAAACUUGAAGAUAUAAGUGAUACACAUAUUUAUUAUAUGGAUCUAUUAAAAUAUUUGUUUAAUCUAACAAAUUGCAAGCAAAUAUCAUGGAGCACAUGGAAUCAAUGUACAACGGAGCAGCUAAAUAGAAGACGUCAACGCGAGCUACCAUUUGCGAAUUGUCAACUAGUAUAUGAAAAUAUGUCAUGUGAUUGUCAUCUUGAAUUAAUUGAAGAUAUUCAACAGAUCGAUGAGAAUUCCUAUAUUCAUUAUGGAUGUAUUCCAGAUUUUAAUCAACAAUUAAUUAUAUUACCAGUUAAUGCAACAAUUGUUAAUGUUACUACUACCACAUUGAUGUAUAAUUUACGUCAUAAAAAGGCACCAAUAAGUGAUACGUGUGAAAUUAGAGUAAAAAAUCCAUCAAGUUUAUGUCAAAUUUUUGCAAAUUUAACAAAUCACAUAAUGCAUGAUGGAAUAAUUUGUAAGCUUAAUCAACGAGCAACAGAAUAUCAACAAUGGAUUUUUGAUGAACAAAAAAAAGCAGAAGAAAUUUUAAGAGAAAGUGAUUAUGUUGUGCCAAGAAUACGAACACGAAUUAAUCCUUGGCCAAAUGAUUUUCGUAUUCUUCUCAAAAUGGCGAAUGAAAAUGAGAAAAAUGAUAAAAAUGAAAGAUGUGACACAAUUAAUAAAUUAACCGAAUUAGAGAUACAUUUUCCAUCUAAUUUAUUAUCAAAAUAUUUAAGGAUGAAUUCAUUAUUAUCCAAAAUUAAUCAUACUAAUAAUGCAUCUCAUCUAUCAGCUGCAAUAGCAACAGGUGUUCGUGAUUUUUGCGCCAAACGAACAGCUAAUGCAGUUUGUAAAAAAAGGCAAAUACUGGAAGCAGUUGCUGAAAAAACACGAAAAUUACGAGAAGAUAGUCAUCGUCGAGUGAAGCAACGUAAAAUACAACUUGAAAAAGAAGACGAAGAAAAACGAAAUGAAUCAUCAAUUAAAAUUAAACAGCAGGCUAUAAAAAUCAUUUCAAAUAGAGGACGCAAAGUUCAUGACCUACCUGGCACACCUGUUGCUAAGCGUACGAGAAAUGCUCUUGGUUUAAUGCCAAUUGAUAAGCGACUUUGUUGCAGAGGAACGGAAAAUGAAAAAAUUGCACCAAUGAAUGCUAUGAAAGAGCGCCGAAAACGACGAAUUAAAAUGACAAAGAAGGCCGAAAAAAAAGAAGCAUUUCAUGAUGAUAACAGCAAUCAUUUAUCUACUACACUUCAUAAUGAUAAUGAGGAUUACUUAUCUGCCACUUUUCAUGAGAAGCAUUUAUCAACAACUGGUGCUAAUCAAACUGCUUGUAUCAAAUCCAGUCCGGAAAUAGCAAUAUUAUCCGAACUUGAAACUGCUAUUUCCAAAAAAUCUAAUACGGAAGAAAUAUUUCCGUCCAAAUUUAACUGCAACACACCAAGAAUGAAUAAUUCAUCAGACACAUUAACUGCGAUUUCCAGUCCUGAUAAACAUACGAAACAGAGACAUACAGGUAUUUCGCGUAUAGACGCAUCAAAAUCACGUGAUACGUUGCGAGUUCACACGUCAGAAAAUUCAACAAGUCAAAAAGAUGCUGUUGAUACUGAUGCUAAUAAUUCAUUAUCAAAAAGAUCAACAUCAUUAAAUACGGCAUCAAUUUUGGAACGUACACGUCCUGAUGAUAAAAGUGUUGAUAUCACUCAACGAUCAACAAAUGCGACUCAUCGAGAUAAAAUUGAUAGCGAUGAUAACACAAUACAUAAUGAUAUUACAAAACGAUCAACAUAUUUCAUUCAUGAUUUAAAAUGUGAACAAAAUAUUAUCAGCAGCGAUGAUAAUAAUGACAGUAAUAGUCGUAAUAAUGAUGAUUUGCGUGUAAUGUCAAUGGAUCUAAAAUCAUCAUCAUGUCAGUCAAAAUCGACAACAAUGCAUGCAGAUGAUGAUAAUGAUGAUGAUGAUGAUAAAGUAAAACGUAUUGAAGAGAAGCGUGGAAAAGUGACAAGCACACGAUUUCCAGGACGAAAAACAGAAUCGAUACUAACGGCAAAUGAAUCAUCUAAUGGUAUAACGAAAAAAUCUAAAACUGCAAUAUGUCAUUCAGCACAAAUUAAGAGAAAAAAUGAUUUGGAAAAUGAUGAAAUUUACAAUUUAUCAUCUGGUGAUCCAACUGAUUACACUGAAAAGCCAAGCCGAAAAAUCCCAUUUUGGGCUAAAAAACAAAAUUUACAACAAAUUCUUAUCAAACAACAAAAAUGGUCCAUCCAUGAUAUUGAUGCUCUAUUUGGUAAAAUUCAUCCGCCUGAUAUGCAAAAAAUGUUUGGUGAUAAGAUGCUAUCAGCAACGCGCAGCUCAUCAGCAAUCUGGGAGUCACCAAUUUGGAAUCCACGUGUCGGUUAUAGCGCUUAUCAUAUGACAUUUCAACAAAUUGAAAACGACAAUAACAUUCGACGAUCACAAAGAGCAAAAAAACUUGUCUCUUAUGUUACAUAUUUCUGA
Molecule: messenger RNA, 2547 nt
Organism: Brugia malayi
Lineage: Eukaryota; Metazoa; Nematoda; Chromadorea; Rhabditida; Onchocercidae
Exons: 12
Coding region: 1-2547 (848 amino acids)
Biological process (GO): mitotic cytokinesis; metaphase chromosome alignment; positive regulation of protein serine/threonine kinase activity
Cellular component (GO): kinetochore; midbody; meiotic spindle midzone
Molecular function (GO): protein serine/threonine kinase activator activity
Source: RefSeq, a predicted model, not a curated record